Messenger RNA from Penicillium alfredii, 1539 nucleotides. Its product is annotated as DnaJ and TPR domain protein. Gene Ontology annotation, molecular function: protein-folding chaperone binding; misfolded protein binding. NCBI's taxonomy places the organism in Eukaryota, Fungi, Ascomycota, Eurotiomycetes, Eurotiales, Aspergillaceae. The record is from RefSeq and is a predicted model, not a curated record. Gene Ontology annotation, cellular component: endoplasmic reticulum. Bases 1 to 1539 code for a protein of 512 amino acids. The transcript is spliced from 2 exons. Gene Ontology annotation, biological process: protein folding in endoplasmic reticulum.
AUGCGCAUCUCGGAGUCACUAACGGCCCUUCUGGCCACUCUCUCAACGGCGUAUGCGCUCCAAGCAUCUCAGAUUCCACCGGACACGCCUCUCUCCGAACUAGUCUCCUCCGCCAAAGCUCACCUGGCUCAGGACGCGCCCCAGGAUGCCUUGGUCUACUUCGAUGUGGCGAUCUCGCGAGAUCCGACCAACUAUAUCACUAUUUUCCAGCGGGGAGCCGCUUAUCUGUCCAUGGGCAAGAGCUUCCGUGCAUCGGAUGACUUCGAUCGCGUGUUAGAGCUCAAGCCAGACUUUGAGGCAGCUCUUCUGCAGCGAUCACGCCUCAAGGCGCGGGCCGCGCAUUGGGAUGAGGCUUUACGGGAUCUCGAACGGGCCGGGAAGAACCCAUCAGUUGAAUACCAGGAGUUGGAAAUUGCGCGAGAUGCCGCGGCCCUGGCCUUGGAUGCCGAGAAGCAGGGCAACUGGGAGGAAUGUGUUUCACAGGCGGGUGUGGCGAUCAUGAAGGCAAACACCGCCUUGUCCCUACGGCAGGCGCGGGCACACUGCCGCCUGGAGCGAGGUGAGGUGGAGGAGGGGAUCAGCGAUCUCGCACACGUUCUGCAAAUUGCACCGGGCAUGGUGGAGCCACAUCUACAAAUGUCCGCCAUGUUGUUCUAUGCCUUGGGGGACAAUGAACGAGGUCUGGCCCAAAUCCGCAGGUGUCUCCAUUCGGACCCAGACUCAAAGCCCUGUAAUCGGCUCUAUCGACGGGAACGUCAACUCCUCAAGCGCCUGGAAAAGUUACGUGGCGCCCUGGAGGCGCGCAAGUUCAACAACGCGGUGAAUCUUCUGGUCAGCAAGGGUGAGGAAGAUGGCUUGAUCGCAGACGUGAAAGUCGAUGUCCAAGAGGCAAAAUCACUUGGCCACAUUUACCACACGGCACCCAACCACCUCUACAAUUUACUGGUCGAGAAAACUUGCGAGGCUUAUCAUGAGAUGCGCAUGAUGAAAAAGGCGGGGCCAUAUUGCGCCGACACUCUGCAGCUUAUUCCCCACUCUCUUCCUGGUCUCUUGUAUCAGGCGCAGGUCGCCCUCGACCAGGAUCAGUUUGAAGACGCCGUCCGCUCCCUCAACACGGCCAAUGAGCAUCACCCCGGCUCUCAGGAGGUCCAGUCCCUGUUACAGAAGGCCAACGUGCUCCUGAAGCGUUCAAAGCAAAAGGAUUAUUACAAGACGCUCGGCGUCAGCCGGGAUGCUGAUGACCGGACCAUCAAACGAGCCUAUCGCCAAUUGACAAAACAACACCAUCCGGACAAAACCGCGGCCCAAGGCGUGAGCAAAGAGGAGGCGGAAAAGAAAAUGGCUUCUAUCAACGAGGCUUACGAAGUGCUGUCCACACCGGAGCUCCGCGCUCAGUUCGACAACGGCCAUGAUCCCAACGACCCUGGAUCGCAGGGAGGUCAUCCGUUCCAGGGCAAUCCAUUCGGCGGCGGCCAGCAGUUCUUCUUCCAGCAAUCCGGAGGGGGCUUCCCCUUCGCCGGAGGGUUCCCUUUCCGCUAG